GCCAUGUUUGGUCGCGCUCGGGAUCUGGUGUGAGAUAGGUUUUGCGUCUGUCAGGGUCGGUCCUGGUUCAGUAGCGUGAGCAGCCCUCGGGGCUAUGGGCGCUACUCUAGAUCUCCUACCGCUCCAGGCCUCUCCGCCCUCCCUGGGCUGUACCAGCCGCGCGACUUUCUGUAGCAGCGUUGUGCUGUGGGCCUCCCGCCGCCGCCGCCACCGCUUUGCUAUAGCCGCCGCCGCGUCCUCCGAGAGCCCGGCCCACCCCUCCGGGUUGCACCUGGUCCGGGGCCGGUUUCCGCCACCCGGGGUCGGGAAGGCUGGGUAGGUGAACUGGACCUGGGUUUCGGAGCAAUAACAGAUCCCAGAUGUGGCAAAGGGAGAACUAGUCCAAUCUAAGCAGCUGGAGACCUUGGGCGACCAUCUUGCACAUCCUAUGCAAUCACAGAUAAGGAUUUCAACUGCUCUGAUUGGUAUGUGGACCAAACAUUAUUCAUCUGCCUCCAGAGUGCCUAGUGGCCCUGCUUCCAGCUCCAUCCCUCUUACUUAGAAUUCCUCUAAGUGGCUUCUUGGGCUUAGAACGGACAUUCACGUAGACUUCCAGAAGCUGGAGCAAGGAAAUGGUAAUCCAAGAAGCUGGAUUAUGUGAAGAACUUGGUAUCAGGAUUGGAGAAAGAGUCAUUAACCUGUGAUAUAUAGAUAAGACAGCCUUGUUGAAAGCAAAGAGGACUUGAAGCACUUACUGAUGAAAAUCAAAGACUACAGUCUUAUGUAUGGGUUACACCUCAACAUAAAGAAAACAAGAAUCCUCACAACUGGACCAGUGAGCAACAUCCUGAUAAAUGGAGAGAAGUUGUGAAGGAUUUCGUUUUACCUGGAUCUACGAUAAGUGCCCAUGGAAACAGCAGUGAAGAAAUCAGGGUUUUCCCUUGGCUAAAUCUGCUACGAAAGACCUCUUCAAAGUGUUGAAAAGCAAAGACGUCACUUUGAGGACUAAGGUGCGCCUGACCCCAAACCAUGGUAUUUUCCGUCAUGUCAUGUGCAUCUGAAUGCUGCACAAUGAAUAAGGAAGACCAAAGAACAUUCAUGUAUUUGAAAUGUGGUGUUGGUGAAGAGUAUUCAGUAUUCCAUAGACUGCCAGCAGAAUGUACAAAUCUGUCUUCGAAGAAGCACAGAAUGCUCAUUAGAAGCAAGGAUUGCAAGACUUCAUCUCACGUACUGUGGACGUGUUAUCAGGAGGGACCAGUCCCUGGAGAACAACAUCGUGCUUCGUAAAGCAGAGGAGUUGGCAGAAAACUGGAAGACCCUCAACAGGGUGGAUUGACACAGUGGCUGCAGCAGUGGGCUCAAACAUAGCAUUGAUUAUGGGGAUGGUGCAGGACUGGGCAGUGUUAUACAUGGGGUCAUUCUGUUAUACAUAGGAUCGUUAUGAUUUGGAACUUACUCGUGGUCACCUAACAACCACCAGAACGUAUAUGAUAUUUUUGACUAAGCCCGCAUGCCGUAUUCCUUUGACAACCUUGGCUCUUUGUGAACAUUUGGGGUGGUGUUUUCUUUUUGUUGUUGUUAUUGAUUUACCUGUUUAAAAUUUUUCUAUUUUUACCUUUUUUCUUUUUUUUUGCUUCUCUUUUUUGGUAUGUACAGGCUACAGCAUCUAGGAUAACAUUGAAUAGGAAUGGAGUAAAUGGGUGGUCUUGUUUUUUACCUGCUUUUACUGGGAAACUGUUGAACUUUUCAGUAUGUAUGUUCUUUGAUAUACAUUUUUUUGUAUACACUCAUUUUCAGAUUUGUACGUGUUUUCAUUUCUAAAUUUGAUAACUGUUUUGACAUACUUGCAGGAAAAUUUAUAAUAGAUGUAUAGUUGAGUGAAAUAUAAAAUGAAUAUUCAUCUAAUGGAAAUACCCUCCCUCUUGACUCACCCCCUCAUGAGUUGAUGUUCAGUCAUAAUCACCACUCUGUGCUCUUGAUGUAAUCAGUAUGUCAUUUAUGAUUAUUUCUUUGUUUUUAAAUAUUUUUAUCACCUGUGUAUGCAUCCCUGAGUAAAUAUAUUUUUUUAUUAUUUUUUUUUUUAAAAAUAGAAUAAUAAUGUAUUACUUUUUAUGUCAAUCCCUUUAGUUUAAAUUUACAUUAAGAAGACUCUUCCAUGGGUCAUUCAUUCACUUUAUUUGGUCUCUUGUAAGAAUAUACUGUCAUAACAAGUCUAUUUCUUGAAGAUAUUUGGGAAGCUUCUAUUUUGGGGGCAUUACAAUACUUCUAAGGUUUUACCUCUUAUAUUUAGGCCGUUGAUCCGUUUUGAAGUAAUUUUUGUAUAUGGUGUGAAGAAGGGAUCCCACUUCUUUCUUUUGCCUGUGGAAAUCAGUUGCCACAGCACCAUCUGUUGAAGAGACUCUUCUUUCCCCUUAUAAACAAACUUUUAAAGGACUUUCUUUUUUAUAUACCUUACCCUCUUUUACUUAACGGUUUUCAUGUAAUGUUCUCCCGUGUCUUUUUGAGACUCGAUAGCUCAUUUCUUUUUAUUGGUGAAUAAUAUUCCAGUGUAUGAAUUCACCACUGUCAUCCAGUGGUAGAAUUCUUGCCUUCUAUGUCAGACCCAGGUUUGAUUUCCUGGCCAGUGCACCUCAAGCACAGCCACCAUCUGUCAGUGGAGGCUUGAGUGUUGCUAUGAUGAUGAAGAACAGUUUUCAGUGGAAAGUCCAUACUAAGACAGUACAAAGGCCUGGUGAUCCACUUACAAAAAAACAGCCUAUGAAUCACAGCAGUCCAAUCCCCUUGCAUGUGGGGUUGCCAUGAGUUGGUGACCAAUUGGUGACCAACUCUAUGGCAACUAGUAACAGGAACAACAUGGACGUACCACAAUUUGCUUAUCCAUUCACCUAUUGAAGGGCGUCUUGGUUGCUUUCAAUUUUUGACAGUUAUGAACAGAGCUGCUAUAAACAUUUGUGUGCAGGUUUCUAUGCGGUAGUGAUGUUUUCAGCUCAUUUGGAUAGAUACCAAGGAGUGCAACUGCUGGGUCAUAUGCUAAGAGUAUGUUUAAUUUUGUAAGGAAUUGCCAAACUGUUUUCCAAAGUGGCUGUUCCAUUUUGCAUUCUCACCAGCAGUAAAUCAGAGUUCCUGUUGCUGUACAUCCCCUUGGUGGUGUCAGUGGUUUGGAUUUUAGCCAUUUUAAUACAUGGGUGAUGAUAUCUUAUUGUUUUAAUUCGCAAUUCGCUCAUGACACAUGAUGUUGAACAUCUUUUCAAAUUAUUUUCAACCUGUAUGUCUUUGGUGAGGUGUCUGCUUUGCCCAUUUUGUAAUUGGGGUUUUGUUUUCUUAUUUUUGAGUUUUAAGAAAGAGUUCUUUGUAUACUUUCAAUACCAGUUAUCAUAUAUGUUUUGCAAAGAUUUUCUCCCAGAUUGUGGUCUGUCUUUUCAUUUCUUGACAAUGUCUUUGCAAAGCAGAUUUUUUUUUUUAUCUUAAUGAAGCCCAGUUAAUUAAAAAAAAUUGGGGCAGUGUCAUUGAUCAUACUUUUAUUGUUGUAUCUAAAAACUUAUCACCAAAAUCAGGAUCACCUAGGUUUUCUCCUCUGAUACCUUCUUGGAGUUUUAUGGUUGUCAUUGAGAUUUAGGUUUUUGAACCAUUUUGAGUUAAUGUUCAUGAAAAGUGUGUAAGGUCUGUGUCUAGAUUUUUUUUUUUGAGAACAGUUGUUUUAGCACCAUUUAUUGAAAAGGCUGUCCUUUCUCCAUUGAAUUGCUUUGGCCCUCCUUUCUUAAAGAUCAGAUAAUUAUGUUUGUUGUGUUUCUGUUUCUGAGCUCUUUCUUCUGUGCUGUUUAUCUGUUUAUUAUUUUGGAAAUACCACACUGUCUUGAUUAGUGUAGCUUCAGAUUAAGUCUCGAAGUGGUGUAGUGUCAGUCUUCCAACUUUGUUCUUCUCAAUAUCAUGUUGGUUCUUCUGAGACUUUCGUCUUUUCAUGUAAGUGUUAGAAAAAGUUUGUACAUAUCCACGAAAUAACUUGGUGGGGCUUUGACUGGAAUUGCAUUAAAUCUGUAGAUUAAAAUGGGAAGAACUGACUUCUUAACAAUAUUGGGUUUUCCUGUCUAUGAACAUGAAAUAUCUCUUCAUUCAUUUAGAUCUUCUUUGAUUUAUUUCAUCAGCAUUUUACAGUUUUUCUCAUAGGUCUUUUACAUAGUUUCUUAGCUUUAUACUAUUUCUUAUUUUUGUUGUUGCUGAUGGUGUAAAUGCCGUUGUGUUUUUAAUUUCAAAUUGCAAUUGUUUUUUUUACUAUUUUAUAGGAAAGUAAUUGACUUUUGUGUAUUAACCUUUAUCCUGCAAUUUUGUUAUGUUGGAUUAUUGGUUUCAGGAGUUUUUUGCUGAUUGUUUGGAAUUUUCUACAUAGAUAAUCAUUUCAUCUGCAAACAGAGACAGUUUUAUAGCCUCCUUACCAGUCUGUAUAUUUUCUUUCCUUUUCUUGUCUUAUUCCAUUACCUAGGACUUCUAGUAAAUAGGAGUGGUUAGCAAGGACAUCUUUGUGUUGUUACUGAUCUUAGUAGGAAAGCGUCUAGUUCCUUGCCAAUAAUUAUAAUGUUUGUUGUAGGUUUUUAGUAGAUGUUCUUUAGCAAGCUCAGGACAUUUCUUUCUUCUCCUAGUUUGCUGAGAAUUUUUAUCCUGAAUGGGCGUUGGAUUUUGUCAUAUACUUUUUUUUUACAUUUGUUGAUAGGUUCAUGUGAUUUUUCUUCUAUAAUCUGUGGAUGUGAAUGACUAUAUUAAUUGAUUUUCUAAUGUUGAACCAGCCUUUUAUGCCUGAAAUAAAUUCCAUUUGGUCAUGGUGUGUAAUUGUUAUGUGUUGGUAGAUUUAAUUUCCUAGUAUUUUCUUGAGUUUUGGAUCCAUGUUCAUGAGAGACACUGGUCUGUAUUUUUCUCUUUUAGUGUCUUUGGUUUUGGUCAUAAAAUUAGUUUGGAAGAAUUUCCUCUGCUUCUGUUUCGUAGAAGAGGUAGCAGAGAAUUGGUAUACUUUUUUCAUGAAAUGGUUCCUAGAAUUCAUUAGUGAACCCACGUGAGCCGGGUGCUUUCCCUUAUGUGGUCUUUUGCCUUUGGCUUUUAGGAAAUCAACCUUAGGGAAUUUCCCAAGUAAUUGACUAUGCUCCAGGAGUUGGUACCUUUGCCCGUCAUUUCUGGAAAAGCAAUUUAUGGGAUUUCUUGUGUACCCCUGGGGCACUGGUCUGGCUAGAGUGCCCCGCCUUGUAACAUGGACUAGUUUAUAAAAGCCCUGGAGUAGGAAGGUUUGGGGGCUUCAUGGUUGACGAGAGCCAGGAGAGAUUAUGCAUCCUUUGGAAUAUGGAAGUCUUGUACUGAAAACCCCCUGCAAAAACCUGGUUGAGAAUAAUACUGGCUGUGAAGCAGCACCUGGAGAGAGAAGCUAUACCUACCAAGAGAAGUGGCAGUGACUGAGAGAAGCAACACCAGUUGAUCACUAGCCAAGAGAAGCAGCACCAGCCGAUCACAGCUGAAAGCAGUAGCGCUAGACAAGAGUGAUCCGAGACCUGUUUCAACCAGGAAGCUAUCUUCUCUGAGAACUGUCUAGAGCUUUUUCAGCAGGGAGCAUGUCUGUUCCAAGAGCUGUCUGAGACCUGUUCCAGUGUGGAGCUUGUCAGCUCUGAGAACUGUUCCACUGGGGAGUUUAACUGUUACAGGAUCUGCCUGGAGUUUUUCCGGCGGGGUGCUUGUCUGCUCUGAGAGCUUUUUGCUCCGAUAGCUGCCUUGAUUCAUUAGGAAAGGGUUAUACUCUCCACUUUGGAGACCCAUCUAGACUCUCUCCAUGUACCACUUCCUGACAUUGAUCCUGAGUUGUAUCCUACUAUUUCUGGGUUGUUUCCUGUUACUCCUGAGUUGUAUCCAUUUACCCUAAUACACCAUACAACCGUAUGUAUAGUCUGUGUGUUCUGUGAGAUAUUGCAGCAAGUUAUCAAACCCAGAAGAGAAAGAGAAUGCCGUAAGGAUAGCAGCUGGUGUCAGAAAUGAUAGAGAAGUUGGAAAGGGAGGGAGGGUUAUACUUGAACUCCACCUCGUAGGAACCAACUUUAUCCUGAUCCCUAUGUUCUGAGUAACCAGUUUAGCUCCUCUUUAGGAAGGUGUUUUCUUCACCUUAGGCCUCUUUUAGUAUUUUCUCUUUAAUUUUCUGUAGUUUGAAUAUGAUAUACCUAGGUGUAGAUUUUUUGGUAUUUAUCCUGCUUGGUGUUCUCUGAACUUCCUGAAUCUGUGGUUUGGUGUCUGUCAUUAAUUUUGUAAAAUUCUCAUCUAUUAUUACCUCAAAUAUUUCAUUUUUUUGUUUCUACUUUCUUUCCUUUCUGGUAUUGUUACAAGGCAGGCCUUUCCAGCUUGGAACUAAGCCCUGCUUCUUCUAUCAAGAAUGACCAAGAGAGACUCAGAGGUUCCACAUGAGUAAAGAUUUAUUAGGGACAGAGUAAAACGCUCACGAGGGAGAGAGGGAGAGGGUUUUCCACCUAUGCUAGCCUCCAGUCUCUGACUGGACAAAGGAUUCCCUAGGGCUUGUAAAAGUUUUUAGGAGGGAAAAAGGUAUUCUUUAUUUAUUAGAUGGGUGGAGAUUUCCAGGAGAAGGGGAGGGAUUAUGAAAUUCUAACUGCACACGCAGUUAGAAUUCAAGACGGACUUCCUCGAAGAGAUUGCUGGAACCAAGAUGGAGUCCGUCACAGAGGCUGCCAGGAUGUUGAACAGGACUUACUCUUGGAUGUCAUGCGUGCGUGAUGCCUCUGGAUCUUGGUUCAAGCCCCGGCAAGAGGUCCCUGCUCAUGUUUGUCUCAUGUGGAAGGUCAUUCAUAGUCCACAUUGAUCUUUAGUGUGCAUGCUCUGCACCUGGUGAGGCCUUGAAAAACAACUCAGAAGGCUUAUCAGUAAUUUAAGUAAUUUAUCAAGUAAUUUAUCAAGCACACAGAGCUUUGAAAUGUAGCCCCUUACCUUGUCUAAGCACCUAGUUUGUUAAUCACAAGUAGUUCUCGGGUGCCAGCAGUAAAAGUUAUAUGGUGGUCUGCACUUAGGUUUAGAUGUAAUUAUAGCUGGUCGAGCACACAGGGCCUUGAAAUGUAGCCCUUAUUUAGUUCAGCCAACCCAGUCUCUUCCCUGUCUCAGUAAUCCCAAUACAUGUAUGGUCUACCUUUUCUAAUUUUCCCACAGUUUUUGGAUAUUCUUUUCCAUCUUUUUCAUUCUUUUUCUCUUUUCAUUUCAGUUUUGGAAAUUUCUAUUGACAUAUCUUCAGGCUCACUAGUUCUUUCCUUGGCUCUGUCUAGGCAUUUGAUGAACUUGUUAAAAGCAUUCUUCAUUUCUGUUGCAGUAUUUUUGAUUUCUAGCAUUUCCUCUGAAUUCUUUGUUCUACUUCCCAUUCAUGUGGUUACAUUAACCAUCUGUUAUUACAUGUUAUGUAUUUUAUUUGUAAAACUUUAUGUAUAGCCCCUAGUAUGUUAAUCAUAGUUACAUUGAAUUUCCAGUCUAGUAAUUCCAAAACCUCUGCUCUAUCAGUGCUAUAUGCUUUUUCUUUGUCUCUUCAAGCUAUGUUUUUGGUUUUUUAGUGUACCUUGUAAUUUAUUUUGAAAGCCAGAGAUGAUGUACUAAGCUAAAGGAACUGGGGUCAAUAGGCCUUUAAUGUGAGGCUUUUUCUUUAUCUGGCUAGAAGUUAGGCUGUUUACUGUUUGUUGUAGGUGCUAGAGGCCAAAAUGUUCUCUGAUUUUCUUGUUUUUGUCUUUCAUGUUGUGCAUGGGUUUCCUGGAGACUUCUUAAAUAAGGCCUGAGACUUGGGUUCUUUCAGUUUUAAUCUCCUGUUAUUCUAUACGAGCUGUACUGAUGUGUUGAGGUGUGGGGGCAGGGAAGCAUUCUAUAGUCCAAUUAUUAGGUCUCAGUCUUUUAGUGAGCCUAUGCUCCUGGGCAGUGCCCUCACAAAUGGUUUCCUGCUUCUCCUCUACCCCAUUUUGGUGAGACAGAAAACCUGGAUGGGGCUGCUGUUGGAUAUUUCCUUACUCCCCGUAAGUUCCGAAAAAGUAAGACUCUGGUAAAAUAGUUUGCCUUGAAGCCAGGCCUUAUUAAAGGGGAACAGAAUAAUUUGGGUGAGUUUCAAAAUGAUAACAUUUCCUCUUCCCCCGUUUAUUUUCAUAUUAUUUUAUACUGUUUACUUAUGGUGCUUUAUUUUUCCAGUGUCCUGAGUUCGUAUGUUUAGGCUAUUGCUAAUGACCUUGUCUUUUCUGGGAAUAAGCAACGAGUCUUCCCUUUCCUGGGUAUUGAUUUAGGAGAUAAAAUUGAAGCCAUUAUUCCCUGACCUUGAGCAUAAAAAAUGUGACUCAGCUGGAGCGGGACUCAGAAGGACACAUCAACUGGGCCCUGAAGUAUAAAGACAGUAGCAAAGACAAUCUUGGCAAACAUCUUUUAGGGAACCUUUCACAUAAAGAAAUCAUAAACAGCACUAAAGACCCACAUAUUUUCCACUCUUAUCUUUUUCUGUUAGCAUUAAGUAAAUAGUAUGAUUUGUUGGACCAAUGAAGACCCUCCUGACUAUCAUUACUGAAACCUUUACCAGUGAUUAUUAAGAAAUUCAAAAUGUAGAAUUACAGUGAUUUGGCAGUUUUUAGCCCAUCUGUGAAAGGUAAAACUUUCAAUGACUUUACCCAGCUGUAAUGUUAAUAUAUACUGAUGGUUCUGUAACAUUCUUUGGACUCGGAUAGACAUGGCUCUGGCAGCAUGCUUGUCUGUUUCCUACUUUUGCCUCUUUGAACGUAUGUCAAAUAAAACCUUUCUUUUUGCUUUAUUAUAACUUUGUGAUGAUUUUACACUAGAACAGUAUAAAAGUCAGUGGAGUCCUUUGGCUUCUAUGUCUCUUAGGUGGGACUUGUUGAAGUUGACAAGCAUGCGAAAUCUGUCAGAGUUUGCAAAAUCAUCAGUCUGCUUCCAAGUUUUUAGAAUUGAAAAUGUGAUGUCUUUUUCCUUAUCAAGCCAGGUUUCUGAAUCUGUGAUUUGGUGUCUCAUUAAUUUUGUAAAAUUCUCAGCCAUUGUUACCUCAAAUAUUUCAUCUGUUUCUACUUUCUUUCCUUUCUGGUAUUCCCAAUACACGUAUGGUCCACCUUUUGUAAUUGUCCCACAGUUCUUAGAAAUAGCUACUGUUUUCUAAAAUAAUUAUUUUGCAUGUCCCUGCACAGACUCAUUAAAGAUAAAUAUGCUCGUGUUACUCGCUGCUUAUCCCCUUAGUGUGUUGCAUUUUCCAUAGAACUUAUCACCGCUUGACGUUAUGUUUUAUUUGGUUAUUUACGGUCUGCUUCCAAAGAAUUUAUGAUCCAUGUGCAUCUGGAUAUUUGUUUUGUUCACUGCUUUGCCCACAUGAAAUAGGCUCUUUGUCAGUAUUAAGUCAGUUUUAAUAAAUGAAGGAGCUAGAGGUAAGGGUCUGAAGGGAAGUAGCCUUGCCUGAGACACAGGGAUUUGCUGGGAGAAGGAGCGUCAUGUUGUUUGAAUUGAGUAGGAUGUUUCUUUUGUGUCCUUUCCUUGGUACCUUGCAGGGCCCUAGGUCAUCCAUGGUGGUGUUGGAGAACAACAAGCAGAAUAACAACAAAACUGUGCACAUAUGAACAGAAAUGUACUUGUCAGGAAUUUAGGCUUCAAAGUCAAAUUGACCUGCAUUCUGAACCUGGCUCAGUAAUAUUCACCUGCGCAACAUUUAGCAGGUGAUUGAUUGAUUGAUUAUAACUUUCCUCAGCUGUAACUGUUUGAAAUAAUAUGUUGAUGAGAGUCAUAAGCUGUUGUGUCAAGAGCUUUUUGCAAAAACUUUCAUGUUUCAUAGAUGCUCAACAAAUGGAACAUGUUGUCUCUAAUAUAUUGUAGUAAUGAAUGCUAGGGUGUUUGAUGGCUUAAAUAUGUGUUAUCUGGCCCACUGCAGUGGUGGUGACUUUUGAAUUUUGGUUCUUGAUCUAGACAGCUCACUUCACUCCCUGCCCUGACAAGAGGAGUCGUCUUAUUCUACAGCUGGUCUGCUACUCAGUCUAAUUUUAGCAUCAGAAGUACAGUGUGGCAUCCUUUUCUCUCCUCACUACCUGUGGAAGCCAGUGGGUUGAAGCAGUUUUUUAGAGGCCAGUCCCAAGGCCAGAGGAUACUAGUAGUGAGAGUAGGGAAGUAUUUCUUGUGUGCUUCCAGAAAAAAAUAACCAAACCGAUUGCCGUUGAGUCAAUUCCAACUCAUAGCAACCCUAUAGGACAGAGUAGAACUACCCCAUAGGGUUUCCAAGGAGCACCUGGUGGAUUUGAACUGCCAGCCUUUUGGUUAGCAGCUGAACACUUAACCACUGGCACCAUCAGGGCCUUCCAGGGGCUGCAAAUGUGAGAAAAUUUUGUAGUGGAACCUCUGGAGAGAUGGUGAAUAAGUCUUUAUUUCCUAGGAUUCAUGGGCAGUUUAACAACUUAACCCUCUGUAUGUCAAUUAACUUAAAAUAGGAAUUUUUGGGUGUGGUGAAAACAUACAUAUAUAACAAAGUAUUUGCCAAUUCAGCAAUUUCGACAUAUAUAGUCCAGUGAUACUGAUACGUUCAUCAUGUUGUACGUCCAUUAAAAAUGAGAAUCUUAACCUCUCUUCACAGUCAGUAAAUGCAGUGGCAUGCAUUCUGGUUCUUGCAGAGAUAGGGCUUUUUGCCAUGACAUUAGAGUGUGUUUGCAUAGAUGUCUGGUUUUACGUUUGUUGAGAGGUGCUGUCACUAAUAACUGGUGUAUCGUACCAUUGGGUCUCAAAAUGUGAGAAUUCUGGGGCUAUCUGGAUUCUCAUGUUUUCUGUGUCUCACCUCAGCUCUGUUUAACUUUUCAGUACCUUUCCAUGACUUCAUAAAAGGAACAGAGAGGAUGACAGUGUAACUGCUGAGUUGAUGCAAAAUAGGUGACAGACGUGUAAGAAUUUAUAAUUGUCAAAAAGAAUAUUUUCUUUUUGGCAGGUAGUCCUGUCACCUCCUGAUCACCUGGAGUUCUUCGAGAAUAUACUGCUACCCGAGGCCCUUGGGUUGCCGGUUUGUCUGGACCCCUGAGCCUACCAUGGCUAGUAAGGACUCAGUGGUCAUUGAGGAUGUGGCCGUGGACUUUACCCAGGAAGAGUGGGCUUUGUUGGAUCUUGCUCAGAGGAAACUCUACAGAGAUGUGAUGAUGGAAACCUUCAGAAACCUGGCAUCAGUAGUGUCUCAAAACCUUAAUGAUGGAGAAAAGUUAUCCAGUGAACAGAUAAUAGUACAAUUAAUGAAGAAUGGCACCUGGCCCUCUGUGGUAAGAGAAAUCUUUGAAUUUCAUGGCAUUGAAGACAAGCAUAACAACCAGGAGAGACAUAUGAGGAGGCAUACGUUAGAAAAGCUUCAUGAAAGUAAGGAAGGUAUUCAGUAUGGAAAAACCUUCAGCUGGAUUCCAAAUAUUACUGUGCUUAACAGAACUCUUCCUAAAGUAAAUUUUUCUGAACGCUGUAAGUGUGGAAAAUUCAUGGAUCGUUCAUCACUUAAGCAUCAUAUCAAAUCUCACAAUGGAUGCAAUAUAUGUCAGUGUAAGGAAUGUGGAAAUCUCUGCAGUUGUCCCUCUCGUCCAAGCGUUCCUAUGAGAACUCUUAUUGUAGAGAAACCCUGUAAAUUUAAGGUGUGUGGGAAAGACUUCAUUGGUAUCUCAACUGUUAAGAAUCAUGUGACAACGCUGACUGGAAAGAAACCCUGUGAAUGUAACAAAUCUGGUAGCUUCUCAUUCUUUGGAGCACAUAUGAGAGGUUAUAAGUGUGAAUGUAAAAAAUGGAAAAUCUGUACUCGUACCUCAUCCCUCACUUUACAUAAAAAAAUUCAUAGUAGAGUUAAGCCUGCUGAGUGUAUGGAAUGUGAGAAAGCCUCAUUCAUCGUUAAACACAUAAGAAAACACAACGAAGAGAGGCCUUAUGAAUGCAAGGAAUGUGGGAAGGCUUUUAGUCGUUCCUCAUCCCUCAUUACGCAUGUAAGAAUUCACAGUGGAGAGAGGCCUUAUGAAUGUGAGGAAUGUGGCAAAGCUUUUAGCCAUUCCUCAUCCCUUACUGAGCACAUAAGAACUCACAGUGGAGAGAGGCCUUAUGAAUGUAAGGAAUGUGGAAAAACUUUUAGUCGGUCCUCACACCUCAUUAACCAUGUAAGAACACACAAUGGAGAGCGGCCUUAUAAAUGUAAGGAAUGCGGGAAAGCCUUUAGUCAUUUCUCAAUCCUCACUAGGCAUAUAAGAAUUCACAGUGGAGAGAGGCCUUAUGAAUGUAAGGAAUGUGGAAAAGCCUUUAGUCAUUCCUCAACCCUCACUAAACAUGUAAGAAUUCAUAGUGGAGAAAGGCCUUAUGUAUGUAAGGAAUGUGGGAAAGCCUUUAGUUGGGCCUCAUCCCUCACUAUACAUAGAAGAACUCACAGUGGAGAGAAGCCUUAUGAAUGUAAGGAGUGUAGGAAAGUCUUUAGUAGUUCCUCGUCCCUCACUGAACACAUAAGAACUCACAGUGGAGAGAGGCCUUAUGAAUGUAAAGAAUGCGGGAAAGCCUUUAGCCAGUCCUCAUCCCUCACUAAACAUAUAAGAACGCACAGUGGAGGGAGGCCUUAUGAAUGUAAGGAAUGUGGAAAAGUCUUUAGUAAUUCCUCAUACCUCGCUUUUCACUUAAAAAUUCACACAGGACAAAAACCUUUGUAAUGUGAGGAAUAGGGGAAAGCCUUUAGUCAGUUCUCAUGCCUCAGUACACACAGAAGAACUCACAAUGGAGAGUGACCUUUUGAAUGUGGGAAAGCCAUUUGUUGUUCCUUAUUCUUCAGUAAGCAUAAGAGCUCACAGUGGACAGAGGGCUUAUGGAUGGAGGGACUGUGGAAAAGUCUCUAGUUAUUCCUCCUCUCUCUAUAAACAUACUAACUCAGAGUGGAGAGGUUUGUUUAGAAUGUGAGGAAUAUGGGAAUGUCUUCUGAUGUCUCUCAUCUUUUGGAACACAUUUGAGCAGGCAUUCUGGAGAAAAACGAUAUAUGUGUAAGUAGUUUUGGCUAGCUUUCAUUCCUUAUUUUUUCACAAACCUGAAAGAAGAUACAUGGCAGAGAAGCCAUGUAAGUUUAAGGAAUGUGGGUAAUUUUUUUUCCUCCAUUCUUUGAAAAACAUUUGAAUUCAUGCACAUGGAAAAGCUUUUCCUGCCUAACCCUACUGAACAUGUGAGGAGUGACCAUGGGGAGACAUCGUUUAAUGUAAGGUACCUGGAAACAUCUACGUAUCUUUUUCCAUUCUUAGACAACAUGUGAAACAUUACACUGUGCAUUGAGCCUGUGAACGUAAAAGAUAAUGAAAGCUUUCUCAGGAUGCUGUGAAGUGAUAAAUUACCUUGCAGUAAACAAUUUGGCCUUUUUUUGUCUUCCUGAGAUAAAUGGGUAUGGGACCGCCAAGCCGGAGGGGAGUAAGACCGCCACAAGGUGAGGCCAAUAAAAAAAAAAAAAAAUUUUUUUUUUUUUAAUGCAGAGGCUCGGUGAGCUUCCUGGUUGAUGCAAGACAUCCAUGCACGUGGGAAGGUAGUACCUCUCUGGGGACUUUCCCAGAUCUCACCCUAAACAUCUCUUCAUUUGUGUCUUUUGCACUGUGUUAAAGCUGUUACUGCAGGCAUGGUACUCUCCAUGAGGUGUGUCAGUUGUUCUAGCACAUAAUGAAACCCAAAGGAAUUAGUGGGGCCAACCUGUCCGAAGUGGAAGGACAGGUUAGACUCCCGAGCUUGAGGCUGGCUUUGGCCUUUUUGGCAGUCUGAGUGCUGACCUAUCCCCAGGUGGCUAGGGUCAGUGAGAAAUUGUGUGCCACAUAGGCAGCUGGGUUCAGAAUUGAACAGGAAAGGGAAGUCUGAGAUUUCCCCAGGAUGCAAUUGGCAUGUAGAGUAGGAUUUAUAGUCCACCACAAGUUGGCAUCAGAGGUGAGAUAUGUCAUUCUACCCAGAAUGUAAAUAUGUAUGAGAGCUCACGCACUGGAGAGAUGCUGCGAUUGUAAGCAUUGUGAGAAUGCGUUCAAUCAUAUCAUUUUCCUUUUUGUGCACGAGGAAAUCUCAACCAGAAGAAUCUUAUCAAAGUUACAAAUGUAGAGUGUACAGUGCCUUAUCCCCGUGUGCGUUCAUUUCCACUUUGUAUUUUCUGAUGUAAACAUUAAGAUGAUAAAUAUCAUUCUAAGUACUCUUGUGAUUCUGUGACAUGGAAUUUGGUAAGUAGUGUUUGUAUUUUGCCUCAUUUACAUAAAAGUUAAUUAGAACAUCUCAUCAACACAUGGGUGUGUUGAAGUGUGUUAUCUUUUUUCAGGGUGUAUACCACUAAGUUCUCAUGUUAGAAAAUUUGAUUUUAAUUGAAAACUGUAUGGAAAAGCAAAUAUUACUAAAAUCUCACCACUCUUGGUAUUUUAGAACUUCAUUUCGGCCUUCCUUGUAUGCAGAGCAAUGUUUUUAACAGAAUCAGGGUUGUACUGUAUGUUCAUUCUUGUAGUGGAUAUGUUUUGUGUUGGAUCUCAUUUAUUCUUCCCAGCUACUAUCAUGAUCCCUGAUUUACUGAUGAGGAAACUGCAAAGAAAGUUUUAAGCCAAAAUCAUCUCACAGAAGUGUCUCUCUCUCAGAUAGGGUUGUGAGAAGCAGGACUUGCAUGGAAGAACAGCUCCUUCUUGGGCUAAAGGUGAUGGUGGGCCCACAUUCAGCCCCAACCUGACCUAGCUGCAGUGGAGCUGUCCUCACAGGCCCAGAGCCUGUGCUCACUGACUGAGCCCUGGUUUUAUGAUUCUGUCCAUCCAAGGGUGUGUCCCAGGCAGGGUGCUACAGCUGCAGUUUCUGGAUUCCACUUGGUAUGCACACCCACUGCAGGGCCUAGAGAAGAUGAGAGCCCAGCGAGGGUUCCUGUAUUAGUGGGGACAAUGCAGAGGGGCUUUUGAGCCUGCAGUUUAUCCAGCGCCACUCUGCCCCAUGCUGAAUUGGAAGCUGCCUCACUGACUCUUCAUGUAAGAGGCCUGGGAAAUGGUGGCCACAGUUAGUAGAAGCCUUCAAAUUAGACCUUCCUUUGACCUAGCAGUUCGCCUUUUAGAAUCAUCCUAUGGAAACUCCUGGACGUGACGGUAUGUGUUUAUAGUAGUGAUAGUGGAAACUCUGAGAGUUAGUGGCCACCAGGAAGAGAGUUGUAAGAUUAACACCUGGCCACACACCAAUAUACUGAGCUGCCACUAAAUGACUUUUUUCAGAAAAGUUUGCAUCACAAAAGAGGCAGUUGUAGCAUAAUGUUGUGUGAAAGGCAGGAUAUAAAACUGUGUGUACGUGAUGAUGGCAGUUUGUCAAACAUUUACAUAUAGAUGUUGUACAUUUUAUAAAGGCGGACAGACCAGUCUGUGGAGACGCUCCAUCCUAGAGCUUUAACAGGGAUUGUCCCCUAAAGGUGAGAUGAUAAGUGAUUCCUCAUUUUGCUUCUCUGUAAUUUCCGAUUUUCUUAGUCAUUGUUCAUUGCUUGUAAAAUCUUUAAAAUUUUUUUUUAAAUGUAAAAAUACUAAUUGUCUUUUGGAAUGCAUAGUUAUAUGACUUGACAAGCGCAUUAAGUGUUACAAUCAGCAGCCCAGUGAAAGUACAGAAUAGUGCUCCUCUUCCCUCUAAAACCCUCCCUCAUGCUGCCCCUUUUUAGUCAGGCUAUCUCCAGACUCUGAAUCCCUGGCAACUGUCUGUACAUUCUGGCCCUGUGUGGGCUGUUGAUUCUGGCUCCUUUCACUUAGCUUAAUUCAUUUGGGAGUCAUCCAUGUUGAUGGAUGCGGCAGGUGUUCCUCUUUAUUCUGGGUCGUAUUCUGUGAUACAGACAUACCACGGUUGGUGUAUUCACCAUUUGGAGGAUGUGGACUUCUGGUUGUUAUGAAUAAAGCUCAUAUAAACCGUCCUACAGAGACUUUGGAGCCCUGGUGGCAUAGUGGUUAAAAGCUGGGCUGCUAAACAAAAAGGUGGCAGUUCGAAUCCACCAGCCUCUCCUUAAAAAUCCUAUGGGGCAGUUCUGCCCUAUCCUUUCGGGUCACUAGGAGUUGGAGUUGACUCGACGGCAGUGGGCUUGGGGGGUACAGGCUUUCUGUGCACAGAGACAGGGACUCUUGUGGCUCUGCAUCUCCAGGGCCGGCAGGACUGCUGGCAGUAACAUCUGAAGGCAGAACCUGCCAUGUCUGGGGAAGAAGUGGAGGGUGCAGUGGGUAUGAGAGGUGGCUGGAUGGGCCGUGGCCACUGCAUGGGAGUUUGCUCCCAGUCUUGUAUCUGUCCUGCUCUUGCCUAGGGCCUGCUGGACCAUCUUGAGCCCAGGAGUCCCUUCCCUCUGCCCAGAGCUGUUGUUCCAUCAUUGCAUCAGAAGUCAGCCGCUCCAGUCCCUGAUGUACUGAGGCCUGGACAGGGGCAGGGUCUGCCAGUCUUGAACCAGGCCUAUGCAUCAUCCUUCCUCUGGGCAUUCUGCAAAAAAACUCACUCCUUACUCCCUGCCCUGAUGUGGCUCCUGCUCACUUCCCUCUCCUCUUUUGGAUUUCAGCUCAGAGGCCAGGCUUGAAUGAGCCACAGGCUUCUUCUAGAGUCUUUGCUGUGCCUGCCCUUAUGGGCCACUUACCUCAGGGCCUGGAGGGUGAGGCUGUGAGGGACAAAGACCUAGAGUCUGGGCUCUGCAGCGAGGCUGCCUGGUUCGGGUCUGGCUCCUGCACCUACCAGCUUGGGCCUGCCUAACCUGUUUCCCCAUAUGUUCAGAAGGAGUGAUAACAGAACCUUUUACAGACUGCUGAUAUGAGGAUGACGUCAGCCCACACCCACCAGGGACCUAGAUCAGGUCAGAUCCAGCAGAGAUGGGUCAGUGAGGGCUGGGCCAGUGUCCUGUGACUGUCUUCUGGCCCCUGGAUGAUGUGUUCCGUGAUCCCAGUGCCAGGGUGACCCCUUAGGGCCCUGACAACUCAGGAAGCUGGCAGGUUGGCACUGCUUCCUUUGCAGUGGUGCCUGGUGCACAUAGUCUGGGUUCCCAGUCUGUUAUCAGGUCCCAUGCCCGGGUGUGGAUGAUUCUGGCCUUGGCCUUUCCUCCUCCCUGAGUCCUGCUGGGAGAGGGAGAAGGUCCGAGCACAAGUCCAAAUCCAGAGCCUGGCAUCUGAGGCUCUUUGGCCCCAAAGUUGCUUAUUAGGCCCCUCGUCUCCCUCAGCCUUGUCCACAGCCAUUCCUUUGCCCAUACUAUUCCCUCCACCCAAAUGCCAAUCCUCCUCUACUCUGGGUUCUUAAAGUUUUACCCUCCUUUCAAGGCCCUGCUCCCUCUCACCUCCUCUGAGCAGGAGGCAUAGUCCCUGUACCCUGCCACAGAGGGGCAGAUGGGUGUGUACUGCACAGAACUCUGAGUUCGGUAACUCAGAAUGUUUAGAAAUAACAUUAAGUUAAAAUGGAAUUCCCUGAAGUAACAGUGAAUUUCCUGCUCACUGUAGCCACCACCAGGAAGCCUGCUGGGCUUUAGUGGGCCAGAUGGGUCCCAUCACCUGUGCUUGACUUUCACUGGCAGACCUUGAGCCUUGGUGGGUGAGGGCCUGGUUUGUCCUGCCCCAUCCUGAGGCCUCACCAGAGGAAGCUCUUAGCUUUUUUGCUAAGAGUAGGAAUGAAGCAGGAGGUUUGGAGUGAGGGGGCCAGAGGAAGGGCCACUACAGUGGGGUUGUUAGACCUUGGCAGUACCACUGAGGCCCCGGAGCCCCGGUGUGUGUCUGCUGCUGCUGCUGCUACUGUGCUCUUGGCCCAGAAGUGGGCUCCCCGAGCACUGGGCCACCCCAAACCACACUGGGCCCCUUAGCCCAAAAGUCCCCCAAAGGGGGAUGAGUCUGGUUUCUGCCCUGGCCUCAUGUUGAGGACCCCUUUCUUUCCUGGAGCACCUGCGCUAGCUAUUCCUCUUCAUGGGCUCAUCUCCCAGCAUGUUGGGACUUCUGUGCUCAGGGACAGACUGGGUGCAAUUGGAAAGGCCCUUCACCUAGGGCUAGGGUCAUGGCUGAAGGAGACUCUCUUUCCCCGGGGCUGCAGUGUGGGAGAUGAGAUUGUGCCCUUCGUGCUUGUUGUACCCUUUGCCCGCACUCUGUCCUCACCAAGGGUGUGUGCAGGCAGCACUGGGAGGACCCUUGCAGGGACGCCCUGAGGAGAUUGCUGCGUGGAGGUCCCUGCGUGUGUGUGGCUGGAACAGAAGGACCUUUAAUGCCUGCUCUGCCCCAAGCCUGAGGCGUGGCCCUGUGUCUCAUCCACACUGUCACCACGCAGCUCUGGCUCUGGAUCGUGGUCUUAGGACUCCAGACUGUCAGAGCUUGACUGAGGCCCUCCUUAAAGGCCCCUCCUCAAAAACUCUGGUGGCAGUUUUUCUCCAUCUCUUUCCCUUCCUGAUUACCUUUCUUCUUUCUUUUGGACUCCCAGGAUCGUGCCUGCCUCCCUUCCUGUUGUCCCUACUAACUGGAGGUCCGAACAUGGGAAAUUGGCAUGACCCUUCAUCCUGUGGGGGCUGCUGCCCAGUGCGGCCUUGUUAUCCAGACUUGAUUUGGAGAGGAACUGGAGCCAGAGGCUGCACUGUGGGUGCACAAAGGGGGCGGCUCAGGCUAACAUGGGGGUUAGAAAUGUGGGUGACACCGGAGCCGGGCUCCUGCAAUGACAGGCUGGAAACAGUGUUUGGAGGGUGGGAUGAUGACGGUGACCAGAGGGUUCCAGCAAGGCCUGCCCGAGGUGGCUGCAGGAUCAGGUCUCUGGCGCGGGCUUUGUGGCUGUUUGCACACUUCUGCACAUCGAUUUGCCCUUUGGCAGAUGGAGGAAUUGAGGUUCAGACAAGAUGGUCAGGGGCGUGUCCAAGGUAAUCCACAUGCACACACCAAGAGCUCUUUGAGGACAAGGACUUUAUCUUUUUCAUCUCUAGGUACCUAUCAUCUAUCUCUGACACUCGCUGAUUCCCCCCACCCCCACCCCCCUGAUCGUUCCACACACAUGCCCAUAGAACCCACCAGAUUUCCUCCAUCCCCCUCUCCAUGUCUGCUUCCCAAGCCAGAGAAGACAUGGAGACCCUGAAAAGUCCACCCUAAUCUUGCAGUCACCCUGUGCCAGCUUGCUGCUUUUCACCAGGAAAUCACUCAGACUGGCUGAACAUGUGUUGACAAGCAGUGAGUGUGCAGAUCUGCUUGAAUAAACAGACCACGGUGCUUCAUUUCCCAUCAGUGUGUCUACUGGGGGCUGCUAAAGGCCCCAACUCUACUUGUAUAAUCUGCUCACACAAUUAAUUUGCUCAGCAGGUCCUUUCAUCACAAUGUAAAGGCCCAUUUCAGCCUGUCCUUUUCCAGGUUAUUGUGAGUCUGGGAUGCAUGUGUUAUCGUCUUCACUUACACGGCCAGAGCAUCCCAGAGUUACGAGCAGAAAUCAGGGGUCCAAUUGGAGCCCUCCAGCCUCACCCCCACACCAUCCAGAAGCCCCAUUUAAAAGCAGAGCGAUGCAUCCUCAGAGCAUCCUGGUGUGGGGCAGCCUGAAUACUGGGGUGUUGUGGGUGUUGCUGGCUGAGGCCAAAGUCAUUUUCAUCAGUGCCAAAAGGUAACUCUAUAACCAUUAAGUUACUUUCCAUUCCACCCACACUCCAUCCUGCCAUCAAAUCAGCUCCAAUUCAAUAUAACAGAACACUGCCCAGUCAGUCCUUCGCUGUCCUCACAAUUGUUGCUGUUUGAGCCACUGUUGCAGCCACUGUGUCAAUCCAUUUCAUUGAGGGUCUUUUUUUGUGUGUGUAUCCUCUACCUUACCAAGUAUGAUGUCCUUUUUCAUGGACUGAAUCCUCCUGAUAACAUGUCCUACGUACAUGAGAAGUCUUGCCAUUCUUGCUUUCAAGGAGUACUUUAGUCCACAAAAUGUCGUCUUUGUUUUUGCAACACUUUAAAGAGGUCUUUUGCAGCCGAUUUGUCUAAUGCAUAUAUCAUUUGAUUUCCUGACUCUACUCCCAUGGGUGUUUAUUGUGGAUCCACGUAAAAUGAAAUCCUUGACAACUUCAGUAUUUUCUGUGAUUAUCAUGAUGGCCCAGUUGUGAGGAUUUUUGUUUUAUGUUGAGGUGUGAUCCAUAAUGAAGGCUGUAGUCUUUGAUUUUCAUCAGUAAGUGCUUCAAGUCCUCUUCUCUUUGUUCAGGCAAGGUUGUGUCAUCUCCAUAUGGCAGGUUGUUAAUCUUGAUGCCUUGUUUUUCUUCAUAUACUCCAGCUUCUCAGAUUAUUUGCUCAGCAUACAGAUUAAGUAUAGUGAAAGGAUACAAACCUGAUGCAUAUUCGUGUCCAAUGCAUCAAAUCUAUUCUUGAGAUGGUCUUCAAAUUCAGGUGGGAUAGAUUCAAGGUGUAUUUUGGUUUUCAUGGACCACUAAUCUGCUUCCUCUAUGAAUUUGUCUAUUUUGCAUAUUCCAAAUAAAUGGAAUCAUACACUACGUGAUCAUUUGUGUCUGACUUCUUCACUUAGCAUAAGGAUUUUGAGGUUUAUCCACGUUGUGCUCCUUUGCCCAUUUUUAAAUUGCAUGGUUGAAUUGUUGAGUUGUUAGCCUUUUUUUUUUCCCCUGUAUUUUGGAUAUUAGAUCUUUAUCACAUAUAUAAUUUGCAAAUAUUUUCUCCCAUUCUGGAGGUUUUCGUCACUUGAUAAUGUCUGUAAUGGUUGUCAACUUGACUGGGCCAUGAAUCUCAGUGUUUUGGCAGUUAUGUAAAGAUGUAAUCACCUCCAUGAUGAGAUAUGAUAUAAUCACUUUCAUGAUGAGAUUUGCUGUGAGCAGCCAAUCAGUUGAAAGCUGGUUUCCUUUGAUGUGGUCUGCAUCCAAUAUAUAUGGUCUUUCUGGCAAAGCUCACUGGCUUUUGCUUGUUCUGGAUCAUGCAUCCCACUUGUCAACAUCCUACCUUUGAUUCUUGGGACUUGAGCCCGUGGUUUGCCAUAUUGCCUGCCAAUGAUGGGAUUUGUUGGCCUCCACAGCCUGUGAGCCAGCAGCCUGCCAUGUUACCUGCUGAUCUUGGAUCUGUCAGCCUCUGAAGCCCAUGAUCCAGCAGCCUGUUGUCUGACUGCUGAUCUUGGGUUCAUCAGCCCAUGAUGCUAUGUGAGUCAGGAGAAGCCUCCAGCCUGACACCUGAUCCAUGGACUUGGGACUUGUCAGCCUUUACCAUCGUAUUAGUCAUUUCCUUGUAAUAAAUCUCUAUCUAUGUAUACGUACACACACACACACACACACACACACACACACACACGAGCUUCACUGGUUUUCUUUAGAGAACCCAGCCUAAGACAUUUGGUACCUAGCAUGGUUCUACAGAAACAAAAUUUUAAGGAUGAGCUUUCUAAAUUGGUUCUCAAGCCUGGUUAGUCUUAAAGAUGUUGAUUACUCUGCUUCCAGUAGUAAAGAAAAAAAAAAAAGAAGGCAAUAUUAGUCUGUGACAUGAGGUGGCAAUAGAAAUACGCAACAUAUCACCACCAAUAGAUCAAGUAUUGGUGAGAGGUGAGGCUCUGGGUGAUCACAUUUGAUACUUUUCUACAAUCUUGUCAGAAUGAGAAAGGUAAGGAAGCUGGUUAGUUGGUCCUUUCAACUAGACAAAAUGGUGAGAAAAGAGAUGAGCUCAGGGCUUCAGAGUCAAAGCUCAAGCACCACAUAAAUGACCUCAAAGUUGCCAUUUGUGCCCUAAAAGGAAGCCUAUUUCUUGUAGUAACAGAGCUGAUAUUGCCGAAAACCAAACGCAGAGUAGUAUCCUAAGAGUGGCUGAAUUACACUACUUGAAUUCCCACACUCAAAUGGUGUCUGAAGUUAAAGCAAGGGCAUUGAUUGGGAAGAAAUGGGAUCCUGAAACUUGGGAUAGGGACAUAUGGGCAGAUAAUCAGGAAACUUGAGACACAGAGCCCAUAAAUUCCAUUGAAUUGCUCCUGCCAACAAAACCAUUAGCCCCUCCACCCCCAUCUGAUGACAUUUACCCAGCUGUGUCUGAAAAGCCUUUGAGAUAGCACCUGGAGCAGUGUCUGAGUCAUUGCCUGGUGCAUCAUCUGAGGCAAAUGUCUUACACAAGACAUUGAUGAAUGUUUUCAGUACUUAUCCCCGCCAGUCAUUUUUGCUUCUAGACCUAUAACUACAAUUAAGUUCCAGUGAGCCCCACGAGGUGAAAUACAAAGUGACUCAGGAGGAGGUACUUUACACUCCAAAAGAACUGCUUCACUGACAGCGUUGUACUUCAGUAUAGAUCUUGAAAUGUGCCUUUUGAUGAUGAUGAAUAUAACACCAUUCCUCUUCAAGUUAUCGUUCCUGGCAUAGUAGACCGUAUGAUUGUUCCAUUAGAAAUAGCCAAUACCAGUCCAUUUCAGCUCACUAAUGCUGAUACUAAUGCUAACACUAGUCCAUUUCAUCUUUGACAAUUUCCAGUUUUCCUAGAGUCUUAUUUUGUAUAUUCCACGUUCUGAUUAUUUAUGAAUCUUUGUAGCUGUUUCUUCUCAUUUUGAGUUGGGCCACAUCACCAAAUGAAGGUCCCGAAAACUUGACUCCAUACACGUCAUUAAGGUUGAUUCUACUUUGAGGAGACAGCUCUUCUCCAGUCGUGUUUGAGUGCCUUGCAACUGGGGGGCUCAUCUUCUGGCACUGUAUCAAUGUUCUGCUGCUAUUUAUAAGGUUUUCACUGGUAAUUCUUUUCAGAAGUAGAUCACCGGGUCCCUCUUCCUAGUCUUUGUUAAUCUGGAAGCUCAGGUGAGGACUGUCUGCCAUGGGUGACCCUGCUAAUAUUUCAAUAACGGUGGCAUAGCUUCCAGCAUCACAGCAACACACAAGCCCCCACAGUAUGACAAACUGAGAGACGUGUUGUGGCUUCAACAGUGCUGGGAAAAUUGGAUUUCCACAUGCAGAAAAAUGAAACAGAAUCCAUUCCUCACACCAAACACAAAAAACAAUUUAAAAUCAGUCAAGGACCCAAACGCUAAAUCUAAAAUUAUAAAAUUCUCAGAAGAAAAUAUGGGAACAAAGCUAUGGGACCUAGAUUUGUUUUUUUUUAAUAACAAUAUAUAUAACAAAAGCAUGAGCAGCAGAUGGCAAAAUAUAUCAUUGGGACCUCAUGAAAAUUAAAAUACUUUUCAUCAAAUAGUAGAAAACAAUCUACUGGCUGGUAAAA
This is a messenger RNA of Loxodonta africana (African savanna elephant), 23087 nucleotides long. RefSeq names its product zinc finger protein 699-like. Gene Ontology annotation, cellular component: nucleus. Lineage: Eukaryota; Metazoa; Chordata; Mammalia; Proboscidea; Elephantidae. The record is from RefSeq and is a predicted model, not a curated record. Gene Ontology annotation, biological process: regulation of DNA-templated transcription. The coding region runs from base 11028 to 12656 and encodes 542 amino acids. The transcript is spliced from 6 exons.